UAUCACUACUGCAGGAUCGAAGGUGCUGAAAUCAACAAGAGUCUUUUGGCUUUGAAGGAGUGCAUCCGUGCUUUGGACAAUGAUCAGAUCCAUAUUCCUUUUCGGGGAAGCAAACUUACGGAAGUACUCCGUGACUCCUUUGUUGGAAAUUCAAAAACUGUUAUGAUCUCUUGUAUAUCCCCAAAUGCUGGGUCUUGUGAACACACACUUAAUACCUUGAGAUAUGCAGACCGAGUUAAAAGUCUAUCCAAGAGUGGAAAUCCUCGGAAGGACCAGGCCCCAAAUCCAGUUCCACCAGUCAAUAAAGAGGCUUCACCCACAUCUUCACUUCUUGCUAGCAUGGGUACAGAGGAUUUUAAUGGUCAGCGUCAAGAGAUAAAAGCAACGGACUUGGGCAGAAAAGCUGUAGAAAAGGAAAGUUCUUUCUACAGCUCUUCCACUGAUGUUGACAAACAACUAUCAAGUUUCUCUUCUAGUUAUUCAUACAAUGGGCGAGAAGAUAAAAGCCUGGCUUCUGCUCCAAUGGACAGGGAAAGGUUUGAAGUAAAGAAUUCUUACGGUGAUUCUACCAAUCAAAAGAUGAACUCUUAUUCCCUAAAUGUUACAGAUGAGAAAGUGCAAAGGGUGUCUCCUCCACGCAGAAAAGGAACUAAGGAGGAGAAACCCGAAAGAUCUAUAAAUUGGGUAAAAAGGGAUUCCAAUGGUUCUAAUAACACCACAAGCUCCAAGCAGCAGAACACAGGAAAUUAUAACACAGUUAGCACUGGAUCGGGGCAGUCUGAAACAGAAUCCUCUUCUGACGUGAAUAUCAGCGCAAUACUUCAGGAAGAAGAAGCACUAAUUGCUGCUCAUAGGAAAGAAAUUGAGGACACAAUGGAGAUUGUUCGUGAAGAAAUGAAACUAUUGGCAGAAGUG
Molecule: messenger RNA, 915 nt
Organism: Vigna umbellata (rice bean)
Lineage: Eukaryota; Viridiplantae; Streptophyta; Magnoliopsida; Fabales; Fabaceae
Source: RefSeq, a predicted model, not a curated record